Molecule: messenger RNA, 1018 nt
Organism: Pelodiscus sinensis (Chinese soft-shelled turtle)
Lineage: Eukaryota; Metazoa; Chordata; Testudines; Trionychidae
Source: RefSeq, a predicted model, not a curated record
CCUGGUCUUCAUAGCUUUCACCUACGGCUUCUCCCCGCUGCUGAAGACCCUGACGGAGUCGGUCAGCACGGACACCAUUUACGCCAUGUCGGUCUUCAUGCUCCUGGGGCACCUCAUCUUCUUCGACUACGGGGCCAACGCCGCUAUCGUCUCCAGCACGCUGUCCCUCAACAUGGCCAUCUUCGCCUCCGUGUGCCUGGCCUCCCGGCUGCCCCGUGCCCUGCACACCUUCGCCACGGUCACCUUCGCCAUCCAGAUCUUCGCCCUGUGGCCCAUGCUGCAGAAGAAACUCAAAGCGCGGACGCCCUGCUGCUACGUAGGGGUGACCCUGCUCUUCGCCCUGGCCGCGCUGGCCGGGCUGCUGACCCUUUCUGGCGUCGCUGCCCUUCUCUUCUCCCUGCUGCUGGUCUCCAUUUCCUUCCUGUGCCCUUACUGCCUCCUUCGGCUGCAGCUGCACAAAGACAACAUCCACGGGCCGUGGGACGAAGCCGAAAUCAAGGAUGACCUCUCCAAGUUCCUCAUGUAGAUGCGUCCAGGCCUCCCAGCGGGCAAGCAGGCCACCACCAUCGCUGUUACCGGUGUAAAAGGCUUUGCCAUGCGGCCAACACGCCACGGACGGAAUCACAGAGACGGUUCCAGGGGUGUAACUAAACCUCUGCUCCCAGGCUGACACCAAGGGCUUGGUUCUUACUAGGAGCUUUGGUCCCUCAGGUACGUGUGUGUCGCUCGGUGCCAGGCGUGGAGGUCACCAUUCAGUCAGAUGUCACCAUUUUAUCCACCGCCUCCUCUAUUCAGGACUCCAUGGCUGUUGAUACCAGCUGUAGGCCACAAGCAUCUUCUCCCCAUUGGUGCUGCUGCUGGGGGAGCUGAAAUACUGGUAGUAACCGUAGGGAGUGGUGUAGCCAACGUUCGCUGGUGGCGCCGAGGCCCACCGGAGUUGCUGGGUAUGUGGAAAGCAGCCUUGGAAAUCUCCUUGGCCAGCUGGACGUCCUGGAGAUUAAAAACACCCAAUCCCUCA